Daldinia childiae is the source of this 846-nucleotide messenger RNA. Its product is annotated as WW domain-containing protein C2F3.14c. The transcript has a single exon. The record is from RefSeq and is a predicted model, not a curated record. Gene Ontology annotation, molecular function: protein binding. Bases 1 to 846 code for a protein of 281 amino acids. NCBI's taxonomy places the organism in Eukaryota, Fungi, Ascomycota, Sordariomycetes, Xylariales, Hypoxylaceae.
AUGUCAGCUUCGCCUACGUCACUUGGCUCUUCCGAAGUGGCUGCUGAUCAGCCCAAGGAUACCAGCGCGUCGCAUGAACCCCUGUCCGACUCUCAACCGAAGUCUCAAGAUGCAAAUCAUGGCGAUCCUAUACCAUCCGAAUCUCCUGAGCAAAGAAGCAGCGCUGCAUCCGAAUCAUCUAUAGCAUCGCCUCAAUCGCGAGAAUCUGGCGAGGCUUCACCUGUCGCUGAGGAAAGCUCUCCUCCCUUGCCAAACGAACCGCUUCCCGCGACCGAAGAUGAUGGCUGGGACUUCCAUUGGGAUGCAACAAGUCAGGCCUAUUUCUUUUACAAUCGAUUCACCCACGAAACCACCUGGGAAAACCCUCGGCUAGCCAAUAAAGGCGCGACCGCGGACUCGACGCCGCAGGUACAGGAAAGCGCGUCUAGCGCUGUCGCUCCUGAACCGCCAAAAAACGAACAGCCACCAGCUGGAGGCUAUAAUCCGGCGAUUCACGGCGACUACGAUCCGAACGCCUGGUACGCCAAGCAAGGCGCGGAGAAUGCUUCGGAACAGGAUCCAUCACUAGACGCGUCGGCUGCCUACGCGGCUAUGGGUACAUUCAACCGCUUCACCGGGCGCUGGCAAGGCGAUGACCAGAAUCCCGACAACCACAACGAUGAAGCCAAGUCUCGUCGGCAAAUGAACGCGUUCUUUGACGUUGACGCGGCUGCGAACUCGCACGACGGACGGAGUCUAAAAGCGGAGCGGUCCGGCAAGAAGCCGACUAAGGCUGAGCUCAAGCAGUUCAAAGAAAAGCGCCGCGCGAGGAAAGAAGAGAAGCGACGCGCGUGGCUAAGAGACUAG